Messenger RNA from Pyrenophora tritici-repentis Pt-1C-BFP, 894 nucleotides. Its product is annotated as RTA1 domain containing protein. Gene Ontology annotation, cellular component: plasma membrane; fungal-type vacuole. The record is from RefSeq and is a predicted model, not a curated record. NCBI's taxonomy places the organism in Eukaryota, Fungi, Ascomycota, Dothideomycetes, Pleosporales, Pleosporaceae.
AUGACCGUCCCACCCCCUGCCCCUGCCUUUUGCACAGAAGUCAGCCCCGCCUGUCCAGUCGAGGGCACGAUAUUAGGAUACUACCCCAACCUCUCCGUCAACAUUUUCUUCGCGGCUUUCUUCGGCGUCUUCGGUAUCGCCCAACUAGCCUUGUGUCUUCGAUACAAGACAUGGAUGUACUCUAUGGCUAUAAGUCUCGGUUGCUUGUGCGAGGUACUGGGCUACAUCGGUCGCAUCAUGAUGAACGACAAUCCCUUCACAGAAGCCGGUUUCCAAAUGCAGAUAUGCUGUCUGAUCAUCGCUCCCGCUUUUGUCUCGGCUGGCAUCUACGUCACGCUGAAGCAUCUUGUGCUCAACUUUGGAGAGUCGUGGUCGCGUCUGCGGCCGGGGAUGUAUACGUAUGUCUUCAUCGUUGGUGAUGUCACGUCGCUUAUUCUGCAGGGCGCUGGGGGUGGCAUCGCUGCAUCUUCGGACUUUGGGAGUGAACUGCAGGACCAGGGCACGGACGUUAUGAUUGCUGGUGUCGUUUUUCAGGUCUUUACACUGGCUGUCUUUGGGCUACUUCUUGCUGAAUACGCGGUUCGCACUUGCCGCCAUCGUGACGAGGUUUCUCCAGAGGCCAUGUCGCUUCUGCGGUCUAAGAAGUUCAGAGGGUUCGUCUUCGCUGUUCUAAUCGCUUUCUCCACCAUUUUUUCUCGAUGCAUAUAUCGUAUUCCUGAACUUACCGGCGGUUGGAGAAGCGAGUUGAUGCGCGAGGAGUUUGACUUUAUCAUCCUGGAAGGUGUCAUGAUUGCUAUCGCUGUCGCAGCUCUGACGAUCUUCCACCCCGGAUACUGCUUCCCAGCACUUGCCAACGCCAGCUCCUCGGAUAGCACCACGCGCGGCAAAGUUUGA